This is a messenger RNA of Sphaeramia orbicularis (orbiculate cardinalfish), 3884 nucleotides long. RefSeq names its product thrombospondin 4a (gene thbs4a). The transcript is spliced from 24 exons. Gene Ontology annotation, molecular function: calcium ion binding. Gene Ontology annotation, biological process: cell adhesion. Gene Ontology annotation, cellular component: extracellular region. Lineage: Eukaryota; Metazoa; Chordata; Actinopteri; Kurtiformes; Apogonidae. Bases 31 to 2964 code for a protein of 977 amino acids. The record is from RefSeq and is a predicted model, not a curated record.
GACGGAUACGUGGUGAUAAUGCACUGAGGGAUGGAGCUGUGUUUGAGGUGUGAGGCUGUGAUGAUGGGUGUGUGGGCCAGAGUGGCGGCUCUGUCUCUGGUCCUGCAGCAGCUGACGCUCACCGUCACAGCUCAGGGCGUUAUCUAUGACCUGCUGCUGUCUCCAGACUGCCUGCCAGAUCUGCUUCAAGGAGGCCUGAAGAACAAAGGAAGAGAUGAGGCAUUCCUGCUCGCAUCAUUUAUCCUACAAAACAAAGCUCCCACGUCUCUCUUUAGUGUCAUCAACCCCAAAGACAACUCCAAGUACCUGGAGCUGAGCGUGCAGGCCAAGCUAAGCAAGAUGACUCUCCGAUACCAGAAGCCUGAUGGCAGAUUUGGUACGACCAGUUUUAACCAUCCGUCCCUGGCCGACGGCAGAGACCAUGAUGUGAUACUUCAUGCCAGUGGUCUACAGCGUGGCCCCCCACGCCUACACAUCUAUGUAGACUGCAGACUGGUGCACACUUUGGACGAUCUACCGGCUGCUUUUGGGUCAUUACCAUCUGGUCCCAACAGGGUGGCACUUAGGACCCUGCAGACAAGUGGACAGGAUGAACUGAGAGACUUAAAGCUGGUGAUAGAGGACACUAUAGACAAUGUGGCCACUCUGCAUGACUGCAAUACUGAUCAGGGUGAAGCUGUGCAGUUGCUGGGUAUCCAGGAAGCCAGGACAGCACAUGACCAGGCCACGAUGCUGGAGCUGAAGAGGAUGCUGUCAGAGAUGAAAGAGCUCCUCAACCAGCAGAUAAAGGAGACUUCUUUUCUGAGGAACACCAUCGCUGAAUGUCUUGCCUGUGGUCUCGGAGGCACUCCAACCAACACUAAUCCAAGUCCACAUCCAGGUCCAGUUCCAGGUCCAAGUCCAGGACAGUUUAAUUUGCCUCCUCAGCCUCUGUCUCAGUGCCCACCUGGCACCUGUUUCAGACAGAACAUGUGUAUCCGUACAGAAUCAGAUGGUUUUCGGUGUGCCCCCUGUCCUGAUGGCUACACUGGAGACGGAGUCUACUGUGACGACGUAGACGAGUGCAAGUUUAAUCCAUGCUUCCCUGGUGUGCAGUGCGUGAACACUGCUCCUGGUUUUCGCUGUGGGAAAUGCCCUCUGGGAUACACUGGGCCAGAGAUAAAUGGAGUGGGAGUAUCUUAUGCUAAGUCACACAAACAGGUGUGUGAUGACAUAGAUGAGUGUCUUGGCCCACCUGAAAAUGGAGGCUGUGUUCCCAACUCUCACUGCUACAACACUAUAGGCUCCUUCCGUUGUGGAGACUGUAAGACUGGCUUCACAGGUGACCAAGUGAGAGGCUGUCGUGGCACCAGGCUUUGCCCCAACGGUCAACCCAACCCCUGUGACGCCAAUGGCGACUGUGUUGUGGAGAGAGACGGCAGCAUUAGCUGUGUGUGUGGCAUUGGAUAUGCAGGCAACGGAUACGUGUGUGGAAAGGACACUGACAUUGAUGCGUAUCCUGACACUAAGCUGCAGUGCAGGGACAACAAGUGUGAAAAGGACAAUUGUAUAUUUGUGCCUAACUCAGGCCAAGAGGAUGCAGACAGAGAUGGGAUGGGAGAUGCCUGUGAUGACGAUGCAGACAGUGACGGCAUUAUGAACAUAGAUGAUAACUGCUGGCUGGUUCCUAACGUGGACCAGAGGAACAGUGACAAGGAUCUCCAUGGCGACGCUUGUGACAACUGCAGGACUGUAGAUAAUCCAACACAGAGGGAUACAGACCAGGACGGGUUGGGAGAUGAAUGUGAUGAUGACAUGGAUGGGGAUGGCUUGAAAAAUAUCCUUGACAACUGCCCGCGAGUCCCCAACCCUGACCAGAGUGACAGAGACAACGACGGGGUGGGAGACGCCUGUGACAGCUGUCCUGAUAUGGUCAACCCUAACCAGUCUGACUCAGAUGAUGACCUCGUAGGAGACACUUGUGAUGACAACAUAGACAGUGAUGGUGAUGGCCACCAGAACACAAAAGACAACUGUCCCACAGUCAUCAACUCCGCUCAGCUGGACACUGACAAAGAUGGACUGGGAGAUGAAUGUGACGAUGAUGAUGACAAUGACGGCAUUGUGGAUGAAGAUGACAACUGCAGAUUAGUUCCCAAUACGGAUCAAAAAGACACAGAUAAUGAUGGAGUUGGAGACGCUUGUGAAGGAGACUUUGACAAAGAUAAUGUCAUUGACAUUAUCGACCACUGUCCAGAGAAUGCUGAAAUCACCCUGACGGACUUCAGAGCCUAUCAGACCGUAGUGCUCGACCCAGAAGGGGACUCUCAAAUCGACCCCAACUGGGUGGUCCUCAACCAGGGCAUGGAGAUAGUUCAGACCAUGAACUCUGACCCUGGCCUCGCUGUGGGUUAUACGGCGUUCAGUGGGGUCGACUUCGAGGGAACAUUCCAUGUGAACACUGUCACAGAUGAUGACUACGCUGGCUUCAUCUUUGGUUACCAGGACUCCUCCUCCUUCUAUGUGGUGAUGUGGAAGCAGACGGAGCAAACCUACUGGCAGGCUGCACCUUUCAGAGCUGUCGCUGAGCCGGGAAUACAGCUGAAGGCAGUGAAGUCUAAGACAGGUCCUGGUGAACAUCUGAGGAACUCCCUCUGGCACACGGGACACACCGAUGAACAGGUUCGACUCCUGUGGAAGGACCCCAGGAACGUCGGCUGGAAGGACAAGGUUUCCUACCGCUGGUUCCUCCAGCACAGACCGCAGGUUGGAUAUAUCAGGGCUCGUUUCUAUGAGGGUUCCGACCUGGUUGCAGAUACAGGGGUUAUAAUUGACACCAGCAUGAGAGGUGGAAGACUGGGCGUGUUCUGUUUCUCUCAGGAAAAUAUCAUCUGGUCCAAUCUUAAAUAUCGCUGUAAUGACACCAUUCCUGCUGACUACGAGGACCUCAGUACCCGAGACACAGCGAGCAAUCCAUCGACAUAGAGCUGAGCCCUUCUGAAAACAUGGAUAAUAGGAGCAGAAAUGCACUGAUGACAGCAGUAAACUAGGGAAUAUCAAGUAAUGAUGGACAAAAAAGAAGGAAUAAAGAGGACUUAUUUGGUGAAAGACAUGCUUUGUCUUGUUUAGAGCCAAUUAAUGGAGCAUUUUUGGGCAUUUUUUAAAUAAUACUCCUUAUUUUUUGUGUACCUGAAGCUCAUGCUUAGUGUAAAAUGCAUUCAUUCAUCAGCAGGUCCUGUGUAUGUUUAUGCAAUAUCACUUUGAUUUUCUUCUCUGCAUUUUAUUUACAGCAUUAAAGUAUAAUAGUGUUACUAUAAUUCCAAUAAAAUCCUAAGCAUUUUACAAAACCAAUGCAUCCUCUAUCUUCUAGUUCACUGUAUGGUUUUGUCUGUAUGCAGUACAAGAAAGAAUAAAAACACCACAUGGCGUUCAAUGGAUGUUUUAUUGAAAGAGUAUGAACAAUGUGAACCAACUGUUUGGCACCCACUUCUCUGGAUUUUAAAUAUACUACUUGAUGAAAAUGUCCCUGUAUGUUAUGGUAGUAUACAGCCUUCACAGUGGAUGCUGUCUGACUUAGAUUUACUUGUUUGACAUCAAAGCUGCUGAGCACCAUUAAAUUUCUACAUUCAUACCAAUAACUAAAUGCAGAAAUACAGUAUUACCAAGAAUUAUAAGUCACAUGACAAAAUUUGCAGAUAUAUAAAGCAUAAUACAAAGGACAAUUUUCUCAGAUGACACCAAAAUGUACAUAUAAUUUACUAUAAAGCAUGUUAGAAAAACAAUUAGACAACAGAAAAACAAGCUUUUUGAUGAGUGAGAAAAUUAGAGGCUUGAGGAUGACAGUGCGAUAGAUAUUGUAUUUUUAUACAAUAAAAAAAAAAUCAGUUACACAAGUAACUGGUGAA